Messenger RNA from Oryzias melastigma (Indian medaka), 2300 nucleotides. RefSeq names its product B2 bradykinin receptor. Gene Ontology annotation, cellular component: membrane. The record is from RefSeq and is a predicted model, not a curated record. Gene Ontology annotation, biological process: neutrophil chemotaxis; immune response; G protein-coupled receptor signaling pathway. Lineage: Eukaryota; Metazoa; Chordata; Actinopteri; Beloniformes; Adrianichthyidae. Gene Ontology annotation, molecular function: bradykinin receptor activity.
AGUGACCCUCACAUCAGAACAACUAUGAGUGGAAUUCAAAACGGCACAAAUCCUCAGAUAUGCAGCAUUGGCUUUGCACACUGGACUUUCUCUGUGAUUCCCAUAUACGUCAUGACCAUUGCCGUGUUGGGAAUUGUUCUCAAUCUAUUUGUGCUGAUGGUUUUCAUCUUGCAUAAGAAAGCCUGCACAGUGGCUGAGAUCUACCUGGGCAACCUGGCUGCUGCUGACCUUCUCCUGGUGUCCUUCCUGCCUUUCUGGGCUGUCUAUGCUUACAGAUACUAUAACUGGACUUUUGGUUCUGUUUUGUGCAAAACUGUCAAUGUGAGCAUUUUAAUGAAUGUCUACUGCAGCAUCUUUUUCCUGGUUCUUGUUAGCAUAGACCGUUAUUUUGCUCUGGUGUUUCCAUUGUCUCAUGCUAAACUGCGUGGACCGGUCUGUGCCAAAGGGGCAUGUUUCCUAGUGUGGGUUGCAGGAUUUUUAUUGAGUCUUCCUGCACUGAUUUACAGAGAUGUAAUUCACCUGGGACCAAAUGUUACAAAAUGCACUGUAGAUCCUCCAAGCACCACUACUUUAAUUGAUUGUAUGAUUUUUAUAUUUGGCUUCGUAAUACCUGUUUCUAUUAUUUCUUUCUGCACUGUUAAAAUACUCAAAGCUUUACGUAACAGAAUAUCCGAGGGAUUAAAUACUCAGAAAAAAGACCAUAAGGCCACUACUUUGGUCUUAGCUGUUCUCCUAGCAUUCCUUUUCUGCUGGGUCCCAUUCUACCUCUAUAAAAUACCCUCUGUGCUCAGAGACAGACACAUUUUAACGGACUGCACCUCCAAGUACAUCUUGUUCAUCAGCGGAAACAUCUUCACCUACUUGGGUUUCUUCAACAGCGUCCUCAACCCCAUCCUCUAUGUCAUUGUUGGAAAAAACUUCAGGAAAAAGGUCAAGGAGUUAUUCACGAAAAGGAAAGGUGAACGCAGUGCAACUCUCAGCCGCUCCUCCAUUCAAACCUUCCUGUCAAGGAGGAUUAAAAGCUUAGAUUAGAUUGUAAAAACUGGAUUGGCUGGACUUAUUUACAUGAAAUGUGUUUCCAGCUAUAAAUAUGAUGAUUUUGAUUCAGUGUUGCAUGUUUUUGUCUAAAUAAAGACAUUUCUUGUGCUUUUUUAAGAAAAACCUACUUUGACACUAAACACUUCAAUGGUGUGAAGCUGUUGGCAAAUGUAGAAGCAAGAAUAGUUAUUAUAACUAAUGUGAAGGUUGUUAAUAUAUAAAUAUUUCAGUUUAUUUUUCAAUAUAUCGGUUUUUGUUUGUCAUUUUUGUUAUAUCAAUCUAAAGACAAAUGUAAGGUUUUUUGUUGAAUGUCUGUUUGUUUAUGUCUAUGUCCAAAUUUUUGAAAGACCUUUAAAAUCUUAAUAAAUCACAAGGAAUCAACAUAAUAGUUCAAAAUAGUUUUUGACAUCAAGGGUGUGGCUGUUCCUAAUUCAAAUGCCUGAUGUUUUCCUGUUUAUGUUCUGUGCAACUUUCCUGGAUACCAGACAAACUGCUCCAUCUCUCACACCCAACAACUGUUUAAAUAGAAAAGCUUUUAGCAAUAACACUGCUUCAGGUUUAAACUAGAUUACUACAAAUAUUACAGAUGAAAUCGAUUUGAAAAACAUUAUGAAAGUAAUGAUGAACAACUAUUAACACAAAUGUCUUCCUCUUUAAGCUUUAUAACACUCUUCUAAUAGGAUGUAUGAGGCUUGUUAAUGUAUUUCAAGGGAUUUUUUUCCCCACAAAUUUGCUUUGAGAUGAUUUUAUGGAUAUUAUGGAUAAAUCCUUUAAUUUGUCUUUUGCUAUGUAAAUGUGCAGUUUGUAACCUUUACUUCACUCAUACUGGCUGAUGCUUCUUUGAACUGAAAUACACAUUUGUAUCAGAAUACAACAAAUAAUAUUGGAUCCAUGCAGGUUAUGAAAGGAAAGAAAAAUGUUUUGUUGAUCUAAACUAUUUUGCACCUCUUGAUCACUGCAAUUGUGAGUUACAAUGUUCCUUUCCAUAUUUGUCUUGUUAACGGUCCAAUGUUUGAAAUCUGUGUUGUUGCUUUAGCUUCCUCUGAGCUGCAGAUGAAAUAUUUUAAGUGUUUUUUACAUGAGUCACUCUUGUGUUUAUAAAUCGCUAGAGUAUCGUCACUAGUAUACCAAAGCGCUAAAUGUAUUACACUUGGAUAUAUUUAUCUUGCAUGUGUGCAUCCCUGAACUCCUGCAUUAACCUUGUUGGAUAUUUUACUCUGAAUUGUAACAAAAUGUAAACAAAUAAACAUUGUGCCUUCGUG